Messenger RNA from Chroicocephalus ridibundus (black-headed gull), 11424 nucleotides. It is a transcript of the gene SIM1, whose product is annotated as SIM bHLH transcription factor 1. Gene Ontology annotation, molecular function: RNA polymerase II transcription regulatory region sequence-specific DNA binding; protein dimerization activity; DNA-binding transcription factor activity, RNA polymerase II-specific. The record is from RefSeq and is a predicted model, not a curated record. Gene Ontology annotation, biological process: regulation of transcription by RNA polymerase II. Lineage: Eukaryota; Metazoa; Chordata; Aves; Charadriiformes; Laridae. The transcript has 12 exons. Bases 630 to 2930 code for a protein of 766 amino acids.
CCCCACUCCCCCCCCAACCCGCCCCGUGCCAUUAAUGAACCAAUUAAAGAGUUGGGCUCCUCACCCCGGGAGAGCUCUCUCCUGCAGGCUGCCGGGCUCAGGGACACAAGAGGCUCCCCGGGAAGUCACAGAGCGCCCUGGGAGGCAGCCCGCGGCCGGGCGCUUCGGGCCUCGGAUUGACAGCGGAUCACGGGAAGAAACGGGAUUAUUAUGAUCCUCUUCCGAGGAGCUAUGCUGCCCGCCAUGAGUAGGAAAAAAAGCCAGAAAUACCUCGUUUGGUUGCUGUGUGGUGCCGCGAGCUUCUAGCUUUAUAUAUAUAUAUAUUAUUAUUAUUUCAUUUUUCCUGCAGUUGCUUGGAGUCUCUGAGCUGCAUUGGAUAAAUGCCUUUCCCAUCCGAUUGACUCUGCUUUUCAGAGAAUUUUUUUUUUUUUUUUUUUUUUAAGAACACCUCUCUGGUCUUCGAUGCUUGUUUGCAUUUUACGCAACUAAACGGUUUCUCAGAGUAAUGGCCGCGCUCAGAAUCACUGCCUGAUGCUCUGGAGAGAUGAAUCGCGGCUGAAAGUUUCCCCUCCACCUUUGGAUGAAUCUCUGGAGUUUAAAUUGUAGGAAGGAAGGGGGAAAAAAACACGAUGAAAGAGAAGUCCAAAAAUGCUGCCCGGACUAGACGGGAGAAAGAAAACAGUGAAUUUUAUGAACUGGCGAAAUUACUACCCCUGCCCUCCGCUAUCACCUCUCAGCUGGACAAAGCAUCCAUAAUCAGACUCACCACCAGCUAUUUAAAAAUGAGGGUGGUUUUUCCAGAAGGACUUGGAGAAGCCUGGGGCCACUCUAGCCGAACCAGCCCGCUGGAUAAUGUUGGACGGGAACUGGGAUCCCAUCUUUUGCAGACGUUGGACGGUUUCAUAUUUGUCGUGGCGCCGGAUGGCAAGAUCAUGUACAUCUCGGAGACGGCCUCGGUGCACCUGGGCUUGUCGCAGGUAGAGCUCACCGGCAAUAGCAUUUACGAGUACAUCCACCCCGCCGACCACGAUGAGAUGACGGCGGUGCUGACGGCCCACCAGCCCUACCACUCGCACUUUGUGCAGGAGUACGAGAUCGAGCGGUCCUUUUUCUUGAGGAUGAAGUGCGUCCUGGCCAAGAGGAACGCGGGCCUGACCUGCGGGGGCUACAAGGUCAUUCACUGCAGCGGGUACCUGAAGAUCCGCCAGUACAGCCUGGACAUGUCUCCCUUCGACGGCUGCUACCAAAACGUUGGCUUGGUCGCCGUGGGCCACUCGCUGCCGCCCAGCGCCGUGACGGAGAUCAAGCUCCACAGCAAUAUGUUCAUGUUUCGGGCCAGCCUAGACAUGAAGCUCAUAUUCUUAGAUUCCAGGGUAGCUGAGCUAACAGGUUACGAGCCCCAGGACUUGAUAGAGAAGACCCUUUACCACCACGUCCAUGGCUGUGACACCUUUCACCUGCGAUGCGCACAUCACUUGUUGCUGGUGAAAGGGCAAGUGACCACCAAGUACUACCGCUUCCUGGCCAAGCACGGCGGCUGGGUGUGGGUGCAGAGCUACGCCACCAUCGUGCACAACAGCCGCUCCUCCCGCCCGCACUGCAUCGUCAGCGUCAACUACGUCCUCACGGAUACUGAAUAUAAAGGACUACAGCUCUCUUUGGAUCAGGUCACUGCUACCAAGCCGGCAUUCUCAUACGCAAACUCAACUCCGACCAUAACGGAUAAUAGAAAGGGAAGCAAAUCUCGCCUCUCGAGCACAAAGUCAAAAUCAAGGACAUCGCCAUACCCACAGUAUUCUGGAUUUCACACCGAGAGAUCCGAGUCUGACCAUGAGAGCCAGUGGGGCGGGAGCCCCCUGACCGAUACGGCUUCUCCCCAGCUCCUGGAGCCCUCGGACAGACCGAGCUCCCAGCACCAUGAUGUCUCCUGUGCCUACAGACAGUACUCAGACCGCAGUGCUCUCUGCUACGGUUUUACACUCGACCACUCCAGGCUGACCGAUGACAGACAUUUCCAUACUCAGGCCUGUGAAGGAGGCAGAUGCGAAGCCGGCCGGUAUUUCCUUGGCACGCCACAGCCGGGAAGGGAGAGCUGGUGGGGUUCUCGUUCAGCGUUGCCUCUGACGAAGUCGUCCCCUGAGAGCAGAGAAGCGUAUGAAAACAGUAUGCCCCACAUAACUUCGGUGCACAGGAUUCAUGGGAGAGGACACUGGGAUGAGGACAGUGUCGUUAGCUCACCUGAUCCUGGCUCUGCCAGUGAAUCAGGCGACCGAUACCGUCCUGAGCAAUAUCAGAGCAGUCCGCAUGAGCCCAGCAAAAUUGAAACUCUAAUAAGAGCCACCCAGCAAAUGAUUAAAGAGGAAGAAAACAGACUACAGCUGCGGAAAACGACUCCUGAUCCUCUGGUCUCCAUUAAUGGCACAGGGAAGAAGCACGCUAUCUGUUUUGCAAACUACCCUCAGCAGCAGUUGGCAGGGGACGUCUGCCGCGUCCCGACAGUUGCCAACACUCCUCCCUGUGAACACAUCCAGCAACGAGAUGGAAAGAUUAUGAGCCCGCAUGAAAAUGACUAUGACAACAGCCCCACAACACUGUCUAGGAUAAGCAGCCCCAAUUCUGACCGAAUAUCAAAAUCUAGCUUGGUACUAGCUAAAGACUACCUGCAUUCAGACAUGUCCCCUCAUCAAACCCCAGGGGACCACCCAGCAGCCUCUCCAAAUUAUUACAGCUCCCACAGGCAGUACUUUGAUAAGCAUGCUUACACAUUAACUGGAUAUGCCCUGGAGCACCUAUAUGACACUGAAACCAUUAGAAACUAUUCACUAGGCUGUAAUGGAUCACACUUUGACGUGACUUCUCACUUAAGGAUGCAGCAAGAUCCAGCACAAGGACACAAGGGGACAUCCGUUAUAAUAACCAAUGGAAGCUGACGCUUUUUUCUAAAAACUUUUGUGCUUUAAAAAAAUAACCUUUGAGAUCUAAUUGGAAGAUAUUAUAUGUUUUCAUGCCCUUGUCGUUACCAGCAUUUGAUAUACCACAGUGCACUAGAAAGAAUAACCUAAGGUUUGGGGGGAUAAGUUGGUUAACACACAUUACUUUUAAAAAAUAAAAAUGCACUGGCAUGCAGGGUUAGAGUGGAUGGAGCUAAACUCAAAGUUGGUGCCAUGCAAGGUGAGAAGGGUGGAAGAGGUCUAGGCAGGGAGCGCUUGGGGCAGGCUAGCAGAGUGAUUUAUGCACGUUGUGUAAGAGGUGGUUGUUUGGAGACGCUGCCAAGAUCAGACCUUCUGAACUGCAUGUGCCCCACAGGCCCCAGCCAACAAAACUGCUAUGCACUCCUUUUACACAGAAAGUUGGAAUGUGUUCCUUUGAAAUACACAUCAAAAUGUGUACUUCUGGUGAUCUGUUUAUUCCCUAACGGCCGAGUGUGUUUUGCUGCUCCAUGGUAUAAAGCAUCCAUGGCUAACCAAUGCAAAAUCAAAAAGGGGCGAAAGAAGAGAGAACUCCCCAGAAUUGUUAUUUCCUUGUACUCACAUGCAUAGCUAUUUACAUAUGCUUGAUUUGAGAGGAGUCAAAUGAGCAGUAUCCUUAUGAUUAGUAUGAUCAAAUAUUUACUUCUACUGUACUUAAAAGCAGGAGGGCCUUUCUCAGCGUAGUUUUGAGAAAUGCAUAGGGCUUGGUUGUCUUGAUGUAGAGAUGGGAGAUUGUCCUCCUUUUUUUUGAAAGGUCUCACAAGGUGGGUAGUGGAGUGAAAUGCAAGAAAAUUGUCAGGAGAAACAGGGAUAAUAGGCUGGAAUGAGGAGUGGUUCAAGAUAAACACAUUUAACCCUAUGGCUAUGUAUGCCAUUUAGUAUUAACUAUAAAAUAAGGAAAAGUGGUUGUAAGUGGCCAAAUAAUUAAGGAUUAAUUUGAAACACAGAAGGAACUCAAUAGAAUCAUAGAGAUUUUGCUGUAAAACACAAAGGCAAUUGCAUAAGUGUAAAAAUAUGAGAGGUGAGAAUAGACAAAAACUGCAUGGUGGUUUGUCCUACUUCUGGUAAGAUUUUGGAGUAAAUUAAGAAAGUAUAGAAAAUUGUAACUACUCAGUCUGACAUACAGUAAAGUUAUAGGUAUGACUUUGACAAAGGGAUAUGCAUUCUUUUCUUGCUUGCAGCAGAAAAUUUAAUGAAUAUCAGAACAUAUUAGGGAUAGCAAAAUCAGUCAUAUGUACAUAAAAAAAUACUAAGGGAAAUCAGGGUUCCAAGAAAUUCAAUUGUAUUUAGAAUGCUGAUAUUAUCAGGGUCUGUCCUAGAGUUAUAGAAGACAUCAAAAGAAGCAGAGAAACUUUUUGCAAUUUUAAAUAAUCUCAUGAACAAAGAGACACUAAUUGAUUGGAAAAGAGUAAAUAAAAAGCACAUGCCAAAAAAAGUAAAAUAGGGCAUAUGUAGGCACAAUUGCUAGACCUGUCCUUCUUUGUAUGGCAUUUAUAUGAAGUCUUAUGGUUGACUGCAACGGUAGCACCACACCAAUGUGGAGGUAGGGGACUUGAGGUGGUUACUAAAAUGAGAUUAGCACUAGGUCUAGCUUCAUUUGUAACAUUAAGAAGCUCGACAUAUGGGACUGAGUCAUCAAUGGGACUAAAUAUAAACCAGCAUGCUAUGGGUGGGUUAAAAAUAUCUAUUUUCAAAUAAAACUAAUCAGAAGCAAAAGCUAAAUAAUAACAUUAUAAGCCACGUAAGUAGAGAUGUACUUGAAAGCAGAGGAAAUUACCUCUCUGAACUUGGAAUAUUGUGUAUAGUCCUGGUCACUCCAAGGCAGAUUGUGAAUCUUGAAUUGAGUAGUACCUUACUCCAUAAGCAAUCUCUGUUGACUGCAGUGUGAUCACUCCUGGUGAAAUGUACGUUGAACACAAGGAAGAGCAACACAGUCUGGUCUUUAUUAUCUAAAGCUCAUAAUAGAAAAGGUGGAGCAGAGCUCAGCAAAAGAUAAAGAGACUGAAAGAUCUAAUAAAAACUUUAAAUAAACUGGGUCUGUCAUCUUUGUAAGGGAAAAGAGUAAGGGGGAAUGUCACUGAUGUGCACCAAGCUCUGCACAGAGGAGAGAUAAAUAAUGGUCUAAAACUAUUUGAACUAGCGGCAGAAACGAGAGACAGGGCAUUGAAUGUUAGCCAAGGCAAAAUGAGAACAAAAUGAUUUGGCAAGAAGUUUAUUUGACUAAGGGCCAAAUGAAUAACAAAGGUCAUAAAGAGAAGCAGCUAGAGAUUUUUGUUUGUUUGUUUGUUUUAAGAUAAAAACAAGGCAAAUAAUUGAGGGAAAGAAAAACAUUGACAACUGUUAACUCAGAGGAAGGAAUGGACCAAAAUGGACUUCUUUCAGCCCAACAAUUGUAUAUAUUCCUAAAGCAUAGGAAUGAGAAAGUAUUUUUGAUAAAUCUAGUUCUGGAUACAUAUUUAUUUCACUUAUUCCUAUGAAUAAUAUGAAUAAACUUGUAUUUGGAGUCUCAUUGUACAGUAUUAAAAUACAAUUUGCAAAGCGAAUUAGAGUAGAGGUACAUGGUAUCAUAUUAUCCCUACUAGUACAUAUAAAAAAAUAAGUCUAAGUGUCAAUAUUAUUUUGUAUUACAGAAGAGUUUCCUAAACUGUUUGGAUGAAUGGGAUUUUGUCAGCACCCAAUUUUCUUGGGGUCACCAAGCACUCUUGUUAUCAAGCUUUUAAUUAGAAGGCAAUAGAGUUCUGCAGACCAGCUGCAGUUCCCUGGCUGUGGUCUAAUGGCCACAAGUAGUCAGGAAACCACAGCUUGGGCGCUGUUGUUAUUUGCGUUCUGACAGGCACUUUUGAAAAAUAGAAGACUUAUAAAACAAACAGGCACAAUAUAAGAUGCUUGUACUCCAUAUGAUUUCACCUAGGAAAAAAGCCAGUGUGCUAUGCAAUAAAAAUUCCCCAUUCUUAUUUGCUGUGAUCCCAAAAUAAAACUUCCCAAACUGUAGUUAUUUAUCCUGUUUUCGAUAGUUCCAGUCCACUACAAUGACGAAUGCAGCAAAACACACUGUAAUGAACGGAACCCCUUAUAUCUCAGUAGAGAGGUCUGCACAUGCAGCCACGUUGUGCUACAAGCAAAGGCUGAUGCUCGCUCCCCUCGUGGGAUUCCAGCAACUGGCACUCCUUAGCGCUUCAGUACAGUCUGCCGGAGAUAGAUGCCUUUUGUCAGCUAAUUUGCCAUCCUGCUUCUUUAGAUAGCCAGGAAUUUCUUCUUAAUUGGCAGAAAGCAUCGAGCGUUGUAAACAUAGACUCCGCGUGCUACAUGCUACAUGAAAGCAAGUUUGCAAUCUUAAUUAUAGCAUAUAGUAUCACUGCAGCUCAUAUAACAUGUACUUUUCAAUAUGGUAUAAAGCUUAUUUUUUCCAUUACAUAUUUAUUUAAUUCAAAUUUUCAUUUAGUAUCCUUUAAGGAUAUUUUCGUCUUUCUUUUUUUCUUUCUUCCUUUUCUAAAUCAGAUGAGAUGAGAUAUUUUGCAAAAUUGAAAAAUGCAAGGCAUUUGUACCAAAUACAUUACAAAUGUAUCACAUUAGCUAAAGGUUAUCACUUUAAAGAAGGUAUGUAGGUUGUGUUUUGGAACAGAAACAAUAUAAAUUGCUGUGUUGCAUCGUUUCUCUAACAUAAUAGUGUUUUGCUAUUGGCAGCAAAUUAAUAUUUUGUAGUUACUCCAAAUACAGAGUGACCACAGCUCUUUCAAACCAUUUCCUAUUGAUAUCAGUGGAUGAUAUGUUAUGGUUUUGGUAUAUGUCUUUUGUUUAAAGAAACAAAAAAGAUCCCUCUUCUUUAUACAAAAUGGCACCCCAGGGGCAUGGAGUUUGUAACUUUGGACAAAUUUGCAAAGCAUUUCUAAGAUUAGAAGAAGAACCUUACUCAGCAAUUUGUCCCAUUGACUCAAAUGGGAAUAUUUGUGGAGUAAGGUACUACUUAAUAUUUGUAAGGGCAAAAAAAGCUGACUUCUUGUGAACCGGCAAUAGGUUUGGCGUUUGUUUGCAAAUUUUUUGUUUAAAUCUCAGGAAGUGAGUAUGGAAACUAUGGAAGGUACUAGCUGUAAUGGCCGUGUUUCUACAAUACAGGUUAUUUCUACACGCUUUGAGAAAAUGAGUGCAUCUUUGCACUGAAGAGCCCCAGAAGUAUUUCUUAAGCUUUAAAUGGCUUUUGUUGAUGUGUCUGCAAUACUGCCACAGGUUACACAGUGCAAUUCUGCUCUUUUAAACUCUUUUAAUCACUCUUAUCUGAAUCUCAUUUUUGUCUCUGGACAUGCAGCAUUUAUUCAUUAAUGCCCCUAAGUAUGUUAACCACCAUAUGUUCAUUUAUGUGAACAUCCUGAGUGAGUUGGAAAAAAUAAAAGCUUGCAAAGUAUUUCUGGAAAAGACACAGCUACCCCAGAAAAUCAGACUGGCUGUUGCGAAGGUCAGUUAACCUUUCAGUCAAGGAACAAAGCUGUGGCGUACGCAUUGUUUUCAGACCUUCUGCAUACAAAACUGUAUAUAACGGGGAUUAUAGCACACAGUACCAAGAUUAGACCUAGAUAUGUCUAUUUUAAGGUGGUUAUAGUUAAUGUCUGGCAGCAAAUGGAUUCAGGCUCUGGUCUUUCCAUGAGUUGCAAGUUUACUUAAAACACCUAAGGGUCUAAAGGCAAUACAGGCUUUGUUAAUAGGAACAAUGGUGGAUGAACAUGCUUUCCUGUAGGUAUACUGGAUUAGGUCCAGACGCCUCCACAGUGUGGAGGAGAACCUAUUUUAUUUUAUUUGCAUUAGUAUUGACGGUUAAGUAUUUCGGCUGUAUGCACUGAGAUGCAAAAAAAAAAAAGAAACAAAACAAAACCCAAAACCAACAACAGAAAAAACAAAACAAAACAAAAAACCCACAGUUUUUUUUUCUGUAACUGUUCAGUUUGGUGUUAGUAAAGUCUGCUAGAGGUGUAGCCGAGGGUUUAACUUUUAUUCUGAAGACCAAUAAAUUAAAUAGUCUUCUAUUCAGAAUGAUGACAGCACUAGUGUCACUCCAUUUCACAUUUCCUUAGAGGAUUUAUUAAUGAAAAAAAUUUUAUGUGGGGUUAAACUUCACUGUGGCAUUUAGCUUAUGUAUACAAGAGUUCUGUGGGUAAAUCUGGCUCUAAGUUGCUAGGAAUACAUCCCUUUCUGAAAAGAGGUAAUUUAUGACUCCAUCUAUGAAGCUGUAUUUGAAAGGAAAGAUCAAAUACAGGAAGAAACAAAGCUUUUUGUCUGGUUGUACUCACUAACUCCCCUCUCACAUGGAGUUCUCAAGAUUUCCUAUUGUUCUAGGAUUCAAAAUACAGUUUUUAAAUGUUUUUAUUUAUUGUAAUUUGGACUGCAUGCAUUUUUUUUUUCCAGCUACCGACACAGUGGGAAGUUUAGAAACACAAGAAAUAAUCUUGCUCACACAUUAUAGAACAUUGGCACCUUUACAUUUCUAAGGAAAUAAAGUCUAUUAGGAAAAGUAUUUUUAAGGCACUGCAACUUUUUCCCCAAGGUAAAUAUUUCAAUGCCUAAAAAAUAUAAUAAUCUAGCAAAAAAAAAAAAAAAAGCACUUCAGACAUAAUGAAGCGUUUCGUGUUUGCUUUAAACUAAUGGGUUAUAUUUAUGGAAAAAAAGACACAGAUUGCCAGCAUUUCAAAUACCAUGCCUUGCAAUGUAUAGGGUCUAGUGACAUUGUAGCAUAACAUCUGUAAUUUGAAGUUUUCCUUUGGAAUGUAAUGUAGGAAACACAAUUUAGCUAUGUCAACAAUAUCUUGCAAAGUGUUCCCAUUUAUAAUUAUUUAUAUUGUAAAUAGCUUUCUGAAGUAAAUUUGAAGUUAAUGUGCAUAAGAUGUAUUUAUUAUGUGAAGAUUUUUUUUGGUUUAAAAUAUAGCUACCAAUAUGGAAUUUUUGUCUGGUUUUCUACAUUGUAAAAACUAAGGAUUGUCCUACAUAGGACACAUAUUCAGGAAUUCAUUUUAAUUAAUGCGAGUAUUUCUCGGAACUGGGAGGAGACAUGGCAAAAGGAAUGUAUUUCGAUUCCUGUGAAUCCUAAGUGCUCUCUGAAUCUUGAAUGAAGUUUAUCAAAUAUGAAGGGACACUGAUAACGUACUGCCACCCCAUUUAAGAAAGAUGUCUAAAUCUGCUCAAAUACUAUUCUGUCAGGAAGAGCUGACUCACGGGAGCUUAAUUAAGAUUAAUUGUCUACUUUGUGAAUAGCCUGCCAUGUUUCUUGAAGCCAUGCACCACCCCCGUGCCUCAGCUAAAUCAACUUGCUGACAUGGAGAAUGAUACCCCUUAGGUGCUUAAAAUACUAUACUCAGAUAUAGAGCAGUGUUCUGACAAAGGACUAGGUUAAACUGCGUUCAGGCCGGAGAGCUGGCUAUUACUUGGGCUUGUGGCUUGUAUGGUUCAACUGACCCAUAAUAACAUGGGCCACCGUGCAGCAGCUCAGCUGCUGCAACCCUUGCCUGCUCUGGGGUUUAGGUCCUUCCUAGCUCGAGGGUUCAGGGUCACAGCUCUCACGUUCUAGACCAGUUUCUGAGCCAUCAAACACCGUCCUCUCAGUCAAUCUCGUUGUGGUUUUUCCCUGCAGGUGAACAAAUAUGAGACUGAUGGUGUCAGAGAGUAGAUGGUGUCAGGGCCUGAUGCUGCGGUUGGGUAAAAAAGCAGCUUUCCAGGAAAGAAAGUGGUUGGUCACAUAUUUUCCAUUCACAAGACUGAGAGCAAAAUACAUAAGCAGCGGGGAUGGGGGUGAGAUGCACAGAAGACUCAGUUUUGAAUCUCAGGUAAAUCAAUCGCAUAAAAUGGAGAUGCAAUUGUGCCACUGGCCCUUUGCUCCUGCAUGGACAUAGGCACUCAGUUCUCGGAGACACUCCUGGGAAUUAGGGAAUACUCUGCAGCAGUGAGUUAGAUGUUUAAACUACGUUCAUGAUUUCAGCAUAUCCCAUGGGGUAGUUUAGGCCGUUCCCCUCUCCUUGGCCUGAAUUUGGCCUUGGUUCUCCAUGCAGGCAGGAAAUGGUGUCAUCUUUUCCCCAAACGAUGCUAUUUAGCUGUGCAAAACAUGUGUCGGGUUUCUUUCCUUCUUUUUUUUAAUUUUUUAAUGCAUGGUUGAGGGGGUUCAGAAAUGCCCGUUAUUGACCUACCUCUCUGUCUUUGAAGCCCAUGCUGAAAAAAAGACACUGAGAGGCACUCAUGGGACCAUAUUGUUCUUCACAGGGCAGCAGUGGUCCUAGUUUCUCCAUGCUCAGCUCUGCAACAAAACUGAGUAUCAUCCUGGAUUCUGUGUGCUGAAAGUCCUCCCACAUCCAUGCCUGCUCUUGUCCCUCUUCUAGUGCAUAAAGAAUACCCAUUGCCCACUGGUCUCUAUUGACUCUUGGCUCUUACAUUCAUUGGCAAAUUGCUCUGCAGUGAGGAAAUCUGCUGUCAUGGCCAUUGUAAUAAAAGUGUGUGAUACCAUCAGGAACUUCCUCUAUCCCCAUAUGGUGGCCAUCAGAGGCUUCGGCAUCAGCAAUUUCAUUUGAUGCAGCUCCUUUGACUGUCAGAAGGUCACAAAUAGCCUGCUGCUGUGCCGCCCGGCAUGCCUGUGUGAAUAAAAAGGGCUAUCCACCGCAGCAGAAACCCUGACAGACUACAUGGUUUCUUCGUGGAUGUUAACAGGAGUUCUCCUAGGCAUACACACAACACCCUGGACUAUGGUUCAGAGGCCAGGUGCAAGGCUCUGUGUACGUGGAAACAGAUGGACCUCACCAUCAUCAGGCCUGCUCGUCCUCGCAGACAUCUCUCUCUGCCCACAGUCUGUCAUUGCCUUUCUCCCCAGUCCUCUAAUUUUCGGCACUCUCAGGCAUUAUGCCUUCUAUUUCUCUUUUCUCCCUUCUGCCCCAAGCCCUGGCCUGUGAUUUCACAAAUCCCGUGAUCUAGCUUGCCCAACAAGUGUCGUCUGUUGAUCCUGAAAAUCUUGUUUUCCUUUUUAUGAGGAAAAUGGCUAUCCAGCAACUGUUUCCGUCACUUGCACUCCCCUUUCCCUUUCCCUUCUUCAUACAGCUGGUGUAAAUGCCAUACUGAGGACCCUGCAAUCUUUUUCUCACAGGCAUUAGUUCUGCUACAAGAAAGCUAUUGGUUGGGGGAAUGGAGGUGAUGAACUUUUCUGAAAAGCUACAGACAAAAGAUGAUAGAUGCCUUCAGCAUACCAAAUACACAUACUACUUUAGCUGCAUUGCAGAAUGUCAUCGCUCUUACCCUGCAAACAGAACAUAAAGAUGAAAACUGAAACCAGAGGACAUAUGCCUGUGUUGGAAAAAUAACAACAAAAGCUACUGUCACAUGCACCUGAGAGGGAAACGCAAAAAUUGUGUCUUUGUCUAAGCAUGCAUUAACUUACAUGCAAAUAAUGAAAUGUUCAUUAUUACUGUUCAUCUCAUCAUUAUUUUUCAUUUGU